CCCGGGGCGCGGGCAGGGGCACGGCGGGAGGCGCCCGCGCUGCCUUUUUGUCUUUCUUCCUUUUUUCCUUCCUUUUUUCCUUUCUUUGUUGAUGUCUUUCUUUUUACUUUCUUUCUUUAUUUCUUUUUUUUUUUUUUUUCUUUCUCUCCUCCCUUCCAACUUCGGUGCAUGGCAGUCCCUUCCCACCAAGCUACCCCUGGGGAGAAUCGCUCCCUCCAGCCAUGACGGGAGCAGCGUCCACAUUUCCUCCCAGGGAUGGCUUGGACAUGCUGGCGUAGUGAAGUGCUGUCUGCAAUGCUGCAUCCCGGUGCUACUUCAUUUGGCAAAGAAAAAGACAAGGAGAAGAAGCUGGAUGAUGACAGCACCGGUGCUACAGUUCCCCAGUCAGCUUUCUUGGGUCCAACAUUAUGGGACAAGACACUGCCAUAUGAUGGAGAUACUUUCCAGUUGGAAUACAUGGACCUGGAAGAAUUUCUUUCAGAAAAUGGUAUUCCACCCAGCCCGUCCCAGCAUGACCAUAGCCCGCACCAGCCAGGUCUCCAGCAAGCUACCUCAGCAACCCCCUCUGUCAUGGACCUCAGCAGCAGGGCAUCUACAUCUGUCCAUCCGGGCAUGGUGUCUCAGAACUGCAUGCAGAGCCCAGUCAGACCAGGUCAGAUCUUGCCAACAAAUCGUAACACACCAAGCCCCAUUGACCCCGAGACUAUCCAGGUUCCUGUAGGCUACGAACCUGACCCUGCAGAUCUUGCCCUUUCCAGCAUCCCUGGCCAGGAGAUGUUUGACCCUCGUAAACGCAAGUUCUCUGAAGAAGAGCUCAAACCGCAGCCAAUGAUUAAGAAAGCCCGCAAAGUCUUCAUUCCAGAUGAUCUGAAGCAGGAUGACAAAUACUGGGCAAGGCGUAGAAAGAACAACAUGGCUGCCAAGCGGUCGAGAGAUGCCCGGCGGCUGAAGGAAAACCAGAUUGCCAUCCGCGCCUCGUUCCUGGAGAAGGAGAACUCCGCCCUCCGCCAAGAGGUGGCCGACCUACGGAAAGAGCUGGGCAAAUGCAAGAACGCGCUGGCGAAGUACGAGGCUCGGCACGGCCCCCUGUAAACGCCGGGUUGCUAUAUUUUUUUUUCACCUCCUCCUUUUUUUGUUGUGGGUUGGCAUUUGCCUAGAUGGACAAUGUGUUUCCUGUUUGAUAGCACCACGCCCAAGCCACCCUUUCUGUCAUCAGCACUUUACCAGAAGCAGAAACAAAACUGACGUACAUUAUUUUUCGUUUGCAUGCGCGCGCGCGCGUGUCUGCAUGUGCGCACGCACGUGUCGAUGUGUGCGUGCACAAGAGUGUGUGCGUAUCUCAGCACUUCCCAUUUCUAUGAAGCCCUUUUCAAAGGGUGCCACAUUUUUACCUGGACUGUUGAGAACUGCCAUAGUAAGCUUUUUACUCUAUUUUCUUUUUCCUUUUUUUUUCCCCCCCAGUGCUGCUUCAGAUUAGGAACUUUAUGUUAUUAUAACCAGUUCCAUCCUCCUGAUUUACUUGGAAAGAUCCCAGUAUAAAUAAAAAAAAAAAAAAAAAAAAAGGACAAAAAAAAAUAGAUCUCAGUUUUCAAGAGUAACAAGCUAUUGUUUAAACAUGUCUAAUCAGAAAAGUUAACAGGCUACUAAAGUGCACAAAAACAUAAUUUUACAACUACACUGCAGAAAUAUUAAUUUAUAGAUUGCUUUUGUUGUAUUUUAAGUUUUGGUGAUAAUUGUCUUCAGAUUUAAAGUGCUGUUAGACUGAGUUAGUUAUACCUACUAUCGCUCCAGUAAAGACUUACUGAUAUCUGUUAAGUUUCCUUUAAUUUCCACAAUCCCCAGAUAGAUAGGAAUAUAAUUAAUAGACCACAGAGUGUGUAUUUUGCACUACCUGUACCUAAAGCAAUAAUCCUAUUGUACGCUAGCGCAUGCUGCCUGGGUGUUCCUAGUGGACGUAGGAUGAUUUCCCUACCUAAUAAGAGUUUUUAGAUGUCUUUUAAAUUAAAACAAAAAAGAAAAUUAAAAAGAGACCCAUUGAUAAGAGCAUGCUAGAAGUAUCCCUGAAAAAGGGUUAUGGGGGAAAGAGAGAUGGAGAGAGGACAAUUAGUUGAAACAAGAACAAAAUUAAAAAGUAUCAAAUCAGAUUUGACCUUGGCAUUUUUUAGUUUCAGGUAAUUUUGAACUUCUCAGAGUUCCAUUUUGUGAUUAAAGACUUAAAUACAGGGUUUGUUUGGGGGUGGGGUUUCCCCAUUUUUUUGCAAUAUUUUCUGUGGAUUCUCGCUCACUGUUUUAAAAUACCUUUUAUUCAAUUAGAAGAGACUAUUUUGCAAACCCAACUUUCCUAGUGAUUGUCAUUUUGAAUGUGUCAUGAACUGAUGGUUCUGAACUUUAUUCUGUUGUUCUAGCUCUCUGUUUGCUUUUGAAAAUACGUUUUAUUACAAAGUGGACUUUUGAAAAUGAAUGUAAGAGACACUGGUGUAUUUCAGAAGGGGAUGGUGUUGUCAUAUACUGUGGUUAAUCCAAUCAAUUUAAAUGUUUACUAUAGACCAAAAGAAUAGAUAUUAUAAAAUGUAUAAAGUUUAUACAGAAUAAUUAUAGUAUGUUUUUGUACAGUAUUUUUCAAGUACAAAUACUGACAAUGUAUUUUGAAAGACAUAUAUUAUAUAUAGCAAAGAGAAAAGAAAAAAGCUAUUCCAUGUUUAAAAAAUAUAUAGCAAAGAUAUAUAUUCACCAGUAUUGUACAGAGAGGAAAUGCUUUAGUUGGUUUUUUUUUCCAUUUUUUUUUUUAACUUUAAUAUUUUAAGCCUGCCACUGACACAUCAGCAUGUUUUGCGCUUUAAAUUAAAUUUUUAUGAAAGUAAUAUGGCUUGCCAGGGUGCUUCAUAUUACUAAAA
Messenger RNA from Alligator sinensis (Chinese alligator), 2894 nucleotides. It is a transcript of the gene HLF, whose product is annotated as HLF, PAR bZIP transcription factor. Gene Ontology annotation, molecular function: DNA-binding transcription factor activity, RNA polymerase II-specific; RNA polymerase II cis-regulatory region sequence-specific DNA binding. Gene Ontology annotation, cellular component: nucleus. The coding region runs from base 256 to 1092 and encodes 278 amino acids. Gene Ontology annotation, biological process: regulation of transcription by RNA polymerase II. The record is from RefSeq and is a predicted model, not a curated record. The transcript has 5 exons. NCBI's taxonomy places the organism in Eukaryota, Metazoa, Chordata, Crocodylia, Alligatoridae.